AUGAAAGUCUACUUCGAAGUGUCCUUCCCUUAUGACGAGGGCUCCGUUACCGACGAUGAUUUCUUGUACAGUCUUUUCAUUGCUCAUCAGUGGCUAGUGGACAGUGUUCAGUUGAUGACUCAGUUUACCACUGCUUUGCAGGAGGCCAAGAAUGUCACUGCUAGAACUCGCUUGAGUUUGGCCGUGGUUUACUGGAUACGACGGUUUCCUCAUCACUUCGAUGGCCAUCCACAACUGUGCUCGCUGACGGUUCGAUUUCGGGCCCUAGCGGAUGAUGUUCCGGAUGAGACAAGGCAAAUGAUCGACGUAUCCAACCUGCCAUCUUAUGCAUGGAUGAGAGCGCUGUCAGUACGACAACCUGUUGCUCGACAAGUAUCGUUGUCUUUCGAGCAGUGGAGUCCUGAAGACAUCUCAACGUCGCUGUCACACAUUGACUAUAAAGUGCUUAGCAGGAUUACUAUUGCCGAGCUGAAGCAAUACGUCAAGGACGGGUCACCUGCGAAGACGCCAAUGUUGGAGAGGUCGAUUUCUGUAUUUAAUAACCUCUCAAACUGGGUACAAAUCAUGGUAUUGAGCAAAACUACGCCAAAGGAGAGAGCUGCCAUUGUUACUAAAUUUGUCAAUGUAGGAAAACAUUUACGAAAAUUAUGCAAUUUUAACACUUUAAUGGCUGUGAUUGGUGGAAUUACACAUAGUAAUAUCUCGCGGCUGUCCAAAACUAGUUCACAACUGACACCACAAACGAAAAAGGACCUUAGCCAACUUACAAAUCUGUUGUCAAUUCAGUCAAACUUUACGGAGUACAGAAAGGCACUUGCAUCAAUAGGGACACAUUUUAGAAUUCCGAUUAUAGGCGUUCAUUUGAAGGAUCUCGUUGCUGCCACAUGUUGCUCUUCGGACAUUGAAAAAACCAAAACCAUCAGCAUUCGAAGACUCCAUCGUCUCGCUACCUUGCUUUCACAUUUCAUGAUAUUCAAUCAGCGACAACAUAACUUUCCGGAGGCAAACCUGGACCUAAUAAACACCUUGAAGGUAUCGCUAGACAUUCGUUACAACGAAGAGGACAUCUAUGAGUUGUCGUUACGACGGGAACCGCGCACAUUUAUGACGUUCGAGCCAUCAACACCAGUCGUAUUUGCCGAAUGGGCUUCGGGUGUAUCAGCUACUCUAGAUCCAGAAACAGUAAACAAACACGUGACUGCAAUGGUCGAUGCAGUUUUCAAACACUAUGACCACGAUAGGGACGGAUAUAUCAGUCAAGCAGAAUUUCGACAAAUCUCAGGAAAUUUUCCAUUUAUCGAUCCAUUUGGCGCUAUCGAUUUGGACAGAGAUGGACAAAUAUCACGUGAAGAGCUGCGAACUUAUUUCGUGAAAGCCAACAAUGAUUCCGUAGACUUUCGCCUCGGAUUCAAGCACAAUUUCCACGAGACGACGUUUCUUACGCCAACGACGUGCGGUCAUUGCGGUCGUCUGCUUUGGGGACUGAUACGUCAAGGAUGGAAAUGCAAGGACUGCGGUCUGGCGGUGCAUUGCGACUGUAAAGCAAAUGCGGUUGCGGAAUGUCGGCGUAGAUCGUCAUCGAUAGUGGAGUGGAUCACUCCAAGAAGUGAUGGAUCCAAGAACAGAUUUUCGAUGUCCAAGAAAAGCUCCCGUCCACGAACGGUUUCCACAAUAUCAUCUUCGCCAUCACCGGAACCUGGUCCGCUUCCGGGAAGCAGCCACACAGGAGAGAAGUUAGGAUGUCUAAAUAAACUUCAUCUGCCAUCAAUUCGAGGAAAUAGACCACACUCAGAAAGCACGGAAUGCUAUAAAUCCUACAGUUUUUCACCUGACGAUGAACGCUGCCUGGCCAGCCUCGCAUGCGAGGAAGUGUUCGACGACGACUCGAGCAGUGCCUACGAAAACGGAACCUGAACUGCCAUGCGACCCAUGGUUUAGACAUACUUCUCCGGCAAACGGACUGUCGCCGACUGGCUAAAGCGGCGUCGAGCAAUGAGGCAGUCAAGCCCAGGAAAUUGAGAAGAUCUACCAGAUUUCAAAGGAAGCUCAAGACUACGAUUUACCAGUGCUUGUGGAGAAUUUUGACCUUCUGCCACAUCUAAUUGAUCCACUUGCCUUGCUUUGUUUUCAGCCACGGCUAUCUUUCGCCUGAUUUGCUGUUUUGAAUUUAUUUUGCUCACUCAGAAAAGCGCUUCUAGGGUCAAAUUGAUUGAAAACGCGUUACUAGACGUUUUCAAUACGUCUGCAUUCCAGCUGUUAUAUGCUUGUUUGCGCAAUUUACUUAUACAUAACGAAGAAAUAUUUUCGGGUCGACUUACAAAGGUCAUCACACCUGUCUUGUUAUAAUUCGCCUUCAUGAGGUUUGCUGUCAUUCAUGCCAUGAAAAUUCAGCAAUAUCAUAAUUAUUUUGUAAGCAGUUUACUGUUGGGUUAAGAUGAUCUCGACCUGCAGAUUUCCAUAAAGUAUUUGGU
Cylicocyclus nassatus is the source of this 2471-nucleotide messenger RNA. NCBI's taxonomy places the organism in Eukaryota, Metazoa, Nematoda, Chromadorea, Rhabditida, Strongylidae. The record is from the annotation of a GenBank genome assembly.